Molecule: messenger RNA, 1752 nt
Organism: Aspergillus bombycis
Lineage: Eukaryota; Fungi; Ascomycota; Eurotiomycetes; Eurotiales; Aspergillaceae
Product: CocE/NonD family hydrolase
Exons: 2
Coding region: 1-1752 (583 amino acids)
Molecular function (GO): dipeptidyl-peptidase activity
Source: RefSeq, a predicted model, not a curated record
AUGUUCAGCCAUUACCCGGAUAUUGAAACGGCCGGCACAACAAACCAUUCAUAUAUCUUCGUGCAAAAUGCUUCAAUCCCUUUAAAAACUGGGGGAGUGCUUCGCUGUAACGUCUAUAAGCCGCGGGAAACAUCUGAAGGAAACAAAUAUCCCGUUCUUGUCACGUACGGACCGUAUGGAAAGGAUGUCCCUUAUGAACAGUUCAAUCCCAAGAGCUUUGCAGAAGUGGAUCCAGCCCACCAGACAGAGCAUUCUGCAUGGGAGACGCCAACACCCCAGUACUGGACCGACCACGGCUACAUUGUCGUGCGAGUGGAUGAGUUUGGAAUUGGGCAGUCUCCAGGACAGCUCCACGUCAAAUCCGCAGCUUCCAUUGAUGGAUUCUGCGAGGCUAUCGAAUGGGCUGCUAGUCAGGCUUGGUCCUCUGGGAAGGUCGGCCUCCUCGGAGUCAGCUACUAUGCUGCCACACAGUGGCAGGUUGCGGCUCGGCAACCUAAAGGUCUAGCGGCGAUAGUGCCAUGGGAAGGAUUUUCUGACGCCUACAGCGAGUCAUUGAGACAUGGUGGAAUUCUCUCGAAUAAGUUCUUCUCCAUGUGGUAUGACCGUCAGGUAGCGCCGAAUCAGUAUGGGCUGCCGGGGAGAGCGGCGCGUAAUUGGGGUCCUGAUACUGUUGACGGUGACCUCAGCGCCGAGGAAUUAGAUGCAAACUGUCACAAGGCCGUAAUGCAUGAACAGCGGUACCGCGAUGACAAAGAGAUCUCACCACUGAACUUCAAUCUUGAAGACGUCACUGUCCCCUUUCUCAGCGUUGCUAAUCUCGGUGGGAUUCUGUUGCAUCUUCGAGGAAAUGUGAUGGGGUAUCUGUGGUCUGGAUCCGAAUUCAAAUAUCUCCGAUUUAUUGCUGGACGCCAUGAUCUGCCAUUCUACUACCCUGAAGAAGUAGAGAUACAAAGGAGCUUCCUGGAUGCUUGGCUCAAAGGGCAUGACCGAGAGGGCUGGACGGAGAAGGGGGCUCUUCCACCGGUGGAUUUGAUUCUGCGAAAGGGAAAUGUGGGCUACAAUAAUCCAGCAGGGGAGAAGCAAUUUCUUCGCCGUAAAGAGCAGGAAUGGCCAUUGGCUAGGACAAAAUACACCCCAUUUUUCUUAGCAGAAGAUAAUCAGCUACAACUCGACCAGCCACACCAGACAGCGCCUAGGAAACUCUCCUAUAGCGCCCUGGGUAAGGCAGAAGCCUCUGACAUAUUGACCUUCGAAUCGGCUCCUUUUGAGAAAGAAACCGAAAUCACUGGACACAUUGUGACUCACCUCAACGUAUCCGUCAACAGAGAUCAGUGGGGAAAUUCGCCCACAGAUCUAGACUUGUUUCUCAGUUUACGCCAUAUAUCACCAUCUGGUGAUGAGAUACCCUAUACAGGCUCCGUCGGAGACCCUGUCCCAGUGACCAAGGGUUGGCUCCGUGUUUCUCUCCGCAAGACUGACCCUCAGCACCCUCGCCACCGGCCUUGGUUGCCGCAUCGCAACUACUACUCCACGGAUGUUCUACCUGUAAUUCCCGGAGAGGUGUAUCCCGUUGAUGUGGAGCUCUGGCCAACUAAUGUAGUUGUCGAAGCGGGAGGCCGGCUUGUGUUGGAAGUGAGUUCCAGAGACACUGCAGGGACUGGGAUCUGGGGUCAUGACGAUCCAAUUGACAGGUUUGGCUCUCAACUACGAACUCAUACCGCAAGGCAUAUUGAUGGCUUGUUUUCUAACUAG